GUUCCACGGUCGCUGUUGUAAAGCCCAGUGCUGUCCGUGCUGCCUGCCCGGCUUUUGUCCUUAAAGCUGAAGACUCACAGCGUCAAACAAGCAGUAUCUCAAAAUGAAACGCGUCUGGUUCAUAGGCCUCCUUUUCGCACUUCUAGCCUUUGCUGCUGUGAGGGCUGAGGAUGAAGUUGAUGUGGAUGGAACAGUGGAAGAUGAUUUGGGGAAGAGCAGGGAUGGCUCCAGAACAGACGACGAAGUGGUUCAGAGAGAAGAGGAGGCUAUCCAGCUGGAUGGGUUGAACGCAGCUCAGAUCAAGGAACUCAGGGAAAAGUCUGAAAAACAUGCCUUUCAGGCUGAAGUCAAUCGAAUGAUGAAGCUCAUUAUCAACUCUCUUUACAAGAACAAGGAGAUUUUCCUCAGGGAGCUGAUUUCUAAUGCUUCCGAUGCUCUGGAUAAGAUCCGCUUGUUGUCUCUCACCAAUGAAGAAGUGAUGUCCACCAAUGAAGAACUGACCAUCAAGAUAAAAUCUGAUAAGGACAAGAACAUGCUCCACAUCACCGACACUGGUAUUGGAAUGACCAAGGAGGAGCUGGUGAAGAACUUGGGUACAAUCGCCAAGUCUGGCACCAGCGAGUUCCUCAACAAGAUGACAGAGAUGCAGUCUGAGGGCCAGUCGACAUCGGAGCUGAUCGGACAGUUCGGUGUGGGUUUUUACUCUGCUUUCCUUGUUGCUGACAAGGUCAUUGUCGCAUCCAAGCACAAUAAUGACACUCAGCACAUCUGGGAGUCUGACUCGAAUGAGUUCUCGGUCAUCGAGGACCCCCGCGGGGACACACUGGGCAGAGGAACCACCAUUUCACUAGUCCUUAAGGAAGAGGCCUCAGACUUCCUGGAGCUGGAGACCAUCAAGAAUCUGGUCAGGAAAUAUUCCCAGUUCAUCAACUUCCCCAUCUAUGUUUGGGCAAGCAAGACUGAGACGGUUGAAGAGCCCAUUGAGGAAGAUGCAGCAGAACCAGAGAAAGAGGCGUCUGAGGAUGAGGCUGAAGUCGAGGAAGAGGAUGAAGACAAAGACAAGCCAAAGACCAAAAAGGUUGAGAAGACCGUGUGGGACUGGGAGCUGAUGAACGACAUCAAGCCCAUCUGGCAGAGACCAGCCAAGGAAGUUGAGGAGGACGAGUACAAAGCGUUCUACAAAACCUUCUCUAAGGACAACGAUGACCCGAUAAGUCACAUCCACUUCACCGCUGAGGGCGAGGUUACCUUCAAGUCCAUCCUGUUUAUUCCCACGUCAGCCCCUCGUGGCCUGUUUGACGAGUACGGCUCCAAAAAGAACGAUUACAUCAAGCUGUUUGUCAGAAGAGUUUUCAUCACAGACGACUUCAACGACAUGAUGCCCAAGUACCUGAACUUUGUCAAGGGAGUGGUCGACUCUGAUGACCUUCCUUUGAACGUGUCCAGAGAAACUCUGCAGCAGCACAAACUGCUCAAGGUUAUUCGCAAGAAACUUGUCCGUAAAACUUUGGACAUGAUCAAGAAGAUUGCAGAGGAACAGUACAAUGAGAAGUUCUGGAAGGAGUUUGGAACCAACAUUAAACUCGGUGUCAUUGAGGAUCACUCCAACAGGACCCGUCUGGCCAAGCUGCUCCGCUUCCAGACCUCGCACAGCGACACCGUCCUGUCCAGCCUGGAGCAGUAUGUGGAGCGCAUGAAGGAGAAGCAGGACAAGAUCUACUUCAUGGCUGGCACCAGCAAGAAGGAGGCUGAGUCUUCUCCUUUUGUCGAGAGGCUGCUGAAGAAAGGUUACGAGGUGAUCUACCUGACCGAGCCCGUGGAUGAGUACUGCAUUCAGGCGCUGCCUGAGUUCGAUGGCAAACGCUUCCAGAAUGUGGCUAAAGAGGGUGUCAAAUUUGAGGAGAGUGAAAAGGCCAAGGAGAGGAGGGAAGCUCAGGAGAAGGAGUUUGAGCCUCUCACCACCUGGCUGAAGGAGAAAUCUCUGAAGGACAAGAUUGAGAAGGCGGUUCUUUCUCAGAGGUUGACAGAUUCUCCAUGCGCUUUGGUUGCCAGUCAGUACGGUUGGUCAGGAAACAUGGAGAGGAUUAUGAAGGCACAAGCUUACCAGACGGGCAAAGACAUUUCCACAAGUUAUUACGCCAGUCAAAAGAAAACACUAGAAAUCAACCCCAAACAUCCUCUGAUCAAGCAGAUGCUCAGCAGAGUCACUGCUGAUGCUGAGGACCAGACUGCAUCAGAUCUUGCAGUGGUUCUCUUUGAGACGGCCACGCUGCGCUCAGGAUACCAGCUCGCUGACACAAAAUCUUACGGAGACAGAAUAGAGCGAAUGCUCCGACUGAGCAUGAACAUACCUCUGGACGAACAGAUUGAAGAAGAACCUGAAGAAGAGCCGGAGGAACCAGCUGAGGAGGACUCUGAAGAUAAAGAGGAAGUUGUAGAUGAAGAAGACGAUGAAACGACGACAAAAAAAGAUGAACUGUGAAGCACUGAGUGGGAGAACGUGUAACGGAGCAGGGACCUGUCCUGUUCCAGUGUGGCCGACGUCCUGAAGUUGGGUUUAUUUUUAAGGCGGAUGUUUGUUUUAUUUUAUUUUUUUUACAUUCCCCAUGACUGUAAAUUUGUUAAUAUUUAACUGAACUGUUUACGAAA
Nematolebias whitei (Rio pearlfish) is the source of this 2649-nucleotide messenger RNA. RefSeq names its product heat shock protein 90, beta (grp94), member 1 (gene hsp90b1). The coding region runs from base 104 to 2482 and encodes 792 amino acids. Gene Ontology annotation, biological process: protein folding. The record is from RefSeq and is a predicted model, not a curated record. Lineage: Eukaryota; Metazoa; Chordata; Actinopteri; Cyprinodontiformes; Rivulidae. The transcript is spliced from 18 exons. Gene Ontology annotation, molecular function: ATP hydrolysis activity; ATP-dependent protein folding chaperone; ATP binding.